AUGGGCAUUCCUAUGGAAAUAUACCAGGGUCUGGACAGGGUGCUAUUUUACGACAGAAGAGAAGAGAAUGUGUCCGAUGAACGCGCGACCCGAUAUUGCUACUACACGGCAAAUAAUGGUUAUCCACCUCUUCCAAGUACGGUUAAAGAUCACAUAUGCCAGCUUUCCUUGAAUAGUCUUUUGGGAGAUGGCCCGGAUGCUGGAAACUUGGGUGAAGAUGAAGAUGAAGAUGAAGACGUUGAGGAUAAUCUUCGAAGUAAUCGGGGGUUGGAAUUCGUGCGGAUUAAUAAUCAUUUCUCCACCCAUGAUUUAAAAAGUUUUGAAAGCUUUCGAAACUUCAAUAACAAGUACUGGAUUUUUUAUUCUAAUCAAGCAGAAGACAAGAAACUACUGCUCUACGAUUUUGACGAUCAGCGUUUCACCGUUAUCAAGCAGCAAUUUCACGGUCAGUUGAACCUAUUGCUAUCUGACACAAUAAUGUGUAUGGACUGCAAUUUCGAUUACAACUCUAACACCGUUCAAAUUUUAGUUGGCUUCCAGAAUGGAAAGCUGUUAAAACUAUGCUGUGACUUGAACGGGAACGUUAACAACCACUUGAUAUUGAAGGACUCUUCAAAUCCCACUUAUCGGAAUGAAGUGUAUCGGCCUAUACUAACAAUCUGGGCAGGUUUGUUACCUCAUUUUGUUGUUUCCUUCAGCUUGAAGGACGGGCUGCUAAUAACUUCUUUGAAUCACCAGCAGGCAAACGGGAACUUUCAAAGCUUCAAAACUAAUCUUGAUUUACCCAGAAAUCUAAACACAGCCACAGAUGUUAAGUUUGUUUUGAAUUUCCCACAGUUCACCUUAUAUCAAGGAGAUGAUAUAAUUUUUCACUGUAAAAAUAUCUUGGAACCUAACGAUUCCACACUGAAUAAGGAAAUAAACUUUAUGCUGAAAACAGACGAAGCCGUUCAAAAAAUUGACUAUCUUACAAAAACAGGUCAUGUUUUACUUGAAACAAACGUAAGAUAUCUAUCAAUUCCGACACGAAACUCUACCGAGAAUCCAAGGUCUAAUGUGGCGGCUUCGGACAGUAACGAGGUUUAUCCGAUCUUUUACAAGACGCAGGAACUCCACGUUCAUGCUUUAAGAACGGGACGUCAAAUAGCAAACAACGGAAAAUAUAUCUUCAUAACCGAGCAGCAUCUCUACGGAACAGCACUAUCGGUAUACAAAUAUUCUACCUCCUUCAAGCGAUGGCUGUUCGUGGGCUAUUCGGACAUCCGGGCUAAAUAUGGCAUAAAGAAUGUGAAAGACCUUUUCGUAGGUAACUGCCUCUCCGUGAAUAGCCCAGUUGUGACGAUCCUUACUGAUGACAAUAAUAUUCAAACGAUUCUUCUUAAAUAA
Messenger RNA from Saccharomyces kudriavzevii IFO 1802, 1386 nucleotides. It is a transcript of the gene YIG1, whose product is annotated as Yig1p. The record is from RefSeq and is a predicted model, not a curated record. Bases 1 to 1386 code for a protein of 461 amino acids. NCBI's taxonomy places the organism in Eukaryota, Fungi, Ascomycota, Saccharomycetes, Saccharomycetales, Saccharomycetaceae. The transcript has a single exon.